AUGGAGGCGCAGCGCCGAGCCAUGCAGCAGGCUCAGGAGCUGCAAGCCUACAUGAAAGAUCUCCUCAAGUGGGAGAAAGACGUGGAGGUCAAACCAAGGGGCUUGAGGGAGGAGGGAAACGAGCAUUUCAGGAAGGGACGCCUGAACGAGGCUGCGGCCAGCUACACCACCAGCCUCAAGCUGAAGCCCACGCCAGCCGCCUUUGCCAAUCGAGCUGCUGUAUAUCUGAAGAGGAGGGAGUGGGACCGAGCAGAGGCAGACUGCAGCGCUUGCCUGGAGCUGGAUGCCGGGUUUGUCAAGGCGUACCAUCGCAGGGCCACGGCGCGAGAGGCCCUGGGGGACAUGCACGGCGCAGCGGCAGACUUUGAGCGGGUCUUCUGCCAUGACCCCUCGUCCACCCAAGCCGUGGAAAGCAGGGCCCGCUGCCUGCGCGCGUUCCUGGAUUCCCAGCCGUUGAAUGGGGCGCCGAGUCCCGGCAGUCAGGGCCCUAGUGGGCCUCUUCAAGUUUCCGUGUCCCUGGAGGCCUGCGAACCAGGCCCCAGCCCAGGUGUCAGCCUGCUACUGGAGCAGGAGGCCGGCGGCAGCGCGGCCGCUCUGGGGGUGGAGUUUGAGAGGGCAUGGCGUGGCUCCAAGCGCGAUCCCCCGGCGCAGGCCGCCCUGCUCUGCGCCAUACCCCCUGCCCGCCUGCCGCACCUGCUGACUCACGUCCUGAACCCUGAGCUGCUGGCCGAGGUCGCGAUGCGCGUGCUGGAGAGCGUGGCGCGCAGGCAGCCCUCGCUCGCCCUGGACCUGCUGCGGGCGCUGCGCUGCGUUCCCCGCUUUCCCAUGCUGGCCAUGGGUCUGGCGCCGCGGCAGUGUGCCGCGCUGCGGAACGCCUGGGACGGCUGUGGCGGCCUGCCCGGGGCCGAGCCGGAGCUGCUGAAGGCUUUUGGUCUGCAGUGA
This is a messenger RNA of Auxenochlorella protothecoides, 942 nucleotides long. RefSeq names its product RNA polymerase II-associated protein 3. The record is from RefSeq and is a predicted model, not a curated record. Lineage: Eukaryota; Viridiplantae; Chlorophyta; Trebouxiophyceae; Chlorellales; Chlorellaceae. The transcript has 4 exons. Gene Ontology annotation, molecular function: protein binding. Bases 1 to 942 code for a protein of 313 amino acids.